Drosophila busckii is the source of this 1412-nucleotide messenger RNA. RefSeq lists its product as uncharacterized. The record is from RefSeq and is a predicted model, not a curated record. Lineage: Eukaryota; Metazoa; Arthropoda; Insecta; Diptera; Drosophilidae. Bases 152 to 832 code for a protein of 226 amino acids. The transcript has a single exon.
UGUCGGUGGGUCUUUCUGCUUAUGUGUGUGUGUGUGCGUAUCUAAAUACUUCUGUGUGUGAGUGUGUAUUUUUAUUCGUUUGACAUUCUCGUCCAUUGCUCUCCCCCGCAAGCAAGCAAGUGUAACUAACAGUAGCAAAAACUGAGCAAACAUGGCCGAACCUUGCCAGAAAUGCAAAAAAUCAAUCAACUCAAAGGAGGCAAUCAUUAUAUGCAAUUCGGACGAUUGCCUAAAAAAGUUCCAUCGCACCUGUGUGAACAUAGACGAUGCCAUGUUUGAUUUAAUACAACAAAAUCCCAUGAUAUCAUUCAACUGUGAUGAGUGCCGGAAUCAAUCCCCCAAGGCACUGAGCGCCAAGCUGCAUAGCAUUGAGGAGAAGAUGAACAAAGUGUGCAGCGGCGUCAACCAGAUUCAGGGACGCAUGUACCAACAGUACUUUCAAUUUGGCAAUCAGCCCGUCAACCAACUUGACGGCAAGAAGCAUCAACUGCAAAAUAAUCUAAUUGUUGUGGGCAACAAUUGCAAUUCGGAUCGAUUGCAAGUGGUCUGUGAUUAUGGACGUUGGGUGCAAGUGGGAAAAUUUGCCACCAAUACGAGCGAGGAUGACAUUAUCGAGCAUCUGGCCGAGGAGCUAAAGAUCAAUAAGAAUCUGGUCAAGUGCACCAAGCUGGUGAAGAACGAUGCAAAUUUAUCGCAGCUGAGCUAUUGCAAGUUUAAAAUUUCCAUACCGGACUAUCGUUUCAAUGAGCUCUUCAAUGAGGCUAUCUGGCCCAGUGGGGUUAUGGUUAGUCCAUUUACACCACGCUCUCAGCUCAACCAGAAUCGCAUCUAACUGAGAGCGCGAGAGAGCGACAGAGUGCGCCACUGAGAGUGCGCAGCGAAACUCAACACUGCCUUGAGUGGGGGUGUAGUCGAUGGCGUGGUGUAUUGAGAGGGCUGGCUUACCGGUUAAUAAUUUUGUUUUUUGUCAUUCGAUAAUGUUUUUAGGCUUGGAUAACAAACAAGCACAACACUGACAACUUGAGAAACUUUCAAUUGCUUAAAUUAACAACAAACAGCAAUGAACAAAAUACUACACUUAAAUGUACUUAACGCGUUAACUUUGAAAAUGCAUUUUAAAAUAUUUUAGCGUUGCGUCUAUAUAUGUAAAUCACAAGCCAGGGCUGCAAAAAAUUAGUAACUUACAGUUUCGAAACUUUUUUUAAUUAAUCAAAAGAUUUCGUAGAGGUUUCAAGUUGAAAACAUUCUGAAUUCUCGGCAGCUGUUUUGCAGUCCUGUUCAAAAACCAAAGCAAGAGAGUUAAAUAUGUGUUGAAGCUAAAAGAAAUCAAAGUAAAUUUCAAGACAAAAAUAUAUUAGUCACAUAUACUGUCGUAUUUAAAUUAAACAGUAACAAAUAUUUAAACAAUACCA